This is a messenger RNA of Naumovozyma dairenensis CBS 421, 1431 nucleotides long. RefSeq lists its product as uncharacterized. Bases 1 to 1431 code for a protein of 476 amino acids. The transcript has a single exon. Lineage: Eukaryota; Fungi; Ascomycota; Saccharomycetes; Saccharomycetales; Saccharomycetaceae. The record is from RefSeq and is a predicted model, not a curated record.
AUGUCAGACUCUGAAGAUGAUUCUCUUUAUGAAAGAGCACAACUAUCUUCUAUAACCAUUGUAGACUUAAGUUCAGAAAAUUUAGUCCAUGAUGACCAAGGUUGCCCUUUGAAACCAAUUGGUGAGAACGAAGAGAUCACGGUUCCGAUUCCUAAAAGACACGUGUGGUCCAUAUCUGCAAACAUAGUUGGGAAGAGACAAAUCGAUAAGGAACGAGGAGAUGGCUUGGACCAGGCGGAAGAUGAAAGACCAAGAAAAUAUUCUCGCCAGAUAUCAGGUGCAGUGAUAAAAGAUCCAAUACAUUGUUGUAACGAUAUAUUGACUAGGAGCAAUCCACAAACAAAAGAAGAAGAACUUUUACUUUGGCAGUUAAAAUGGAAGAAAAUUCUAAAAGAAGAGACAGUAAUUUAUUUUGAUACUAAGUACCCAACUUCGAGCAUGAACCGUUCAAUAAAAAUGAAAUUAGAUAAAAAGAAAAAUAUGCUGAAAAAUAAGUUCCUAUGCUUGAAUACAAAAAUAAUGCCUUAUUUCGAUAAUACAGUGACACUUAUUUUGUCGGAACGUCCCUUUUCUGCUAUGCCUGAGCUCUUCCAGGCCUUUGAAAACAGAAGUAUAAAAGUUUGGGAUUAUGAAAAGGCAUUAAGAUUCUUUCAAAAAUUAGAGAUUGAUGUAAGUUAUGUGAUGUCUUUUAACUUUAAGGGUGUGCCCCUUGGAAGGGAUAAUAGUGAUUCAAAAAGUGAGAUUUUCUAUUUGAGAGAAUUUCGCCCUUAUCUCUAUAUAUAUGACUUCCAACAAAUCUGGGCUCCGUUGGUGAAAGUGGAAUGGGACCCAAAACAUUUCUCUAACAUGAAUGCCUUGCCAUAUCCAACACUAAAAUAUGGAACAUAUGGAAGUUGUCCAUUCGUAGAUGAUGGGAGAAAUAAUCGACACGCUGUCAUGUGGAUCGUUAGAAGAUAUGAAAGAGAUAUGAAUAAGAAGAAAUAUGCUAUGAGACUGCGGCAGUUAUAUUGUAACCGUGCGAAACCUCUAAAGGUUUCAAGUAUUCCUCCAAUUAUCCCUCAUACAACAAUGGAUUCUAAAAAAUGUGUGGAAAGACUGCGAAAAGAGCGUGACGUUUUGACAUUGGCAAAAAAACAUCAAGAACAGAAUAAUACUUCCUUAUCAGACGUGUAUUUUGACAGCAACUUAGUGAGAGGAAUUAAUGAGUUGUCUAUUCCAGACCAGCAUUUUGCAGAGAUUAUCGGCGAACACCAUGCAAGUGGUUUUUCGAAUGCUAAUACAAAUACAUGUAAUAAGAAAAUAGGAAUGGAUACUGAAACCCCAAUACAAGCGCAAGCGUCUUCACAAAAGGCCAGCCUUCGUUUGCAGCAUGAAGAGUUUUACGCCCGGAUAGACUCCCUCAUUGAACUAGUUCGGAGACGAUGCCGUUAA